This is a messenger RNA of Stegodyphus dumicola, 1947 nucleotides long. Its product is annotated as speckle-type POZ protein B-like. Lineage: Eukaryota; Metazoa; Arthropoda; Arachnida; Araneae; Eresidae. Gene Ontology annotation, molecular function: protein binding. The record is from RefSeq and is a predicted model, not a curated record.
UCCACCUCACGCGAGGAGACGACUUCCCAGAAAAGUGUACUAUAAAAUGCAGUCUUGCGGUACUAGAUGACAGCGAAAAGUUAAUUUGUAAAUUCAGCAAAUGAAAUAAGUUUAUGAAAUGGCACAUAGAACUGUACCCGAAAGACAGUUACGGAGAAGAUCAGAAAGCCUUCCACCUCACGCGAGGAGACGACUUCCCAGAAAAGUGUACUAUAAAAUGCAGUCUUGCGGUACUAGAUGACAGCGAAAAGUUAAUUUGUAAAUUCAGCAAAUGAAAUAAGUUUAUGAAAUGGCACAUAGAACUGUACCCGAAAGACAGUUACGGAGAAGAUCAGAAAGCCUUCCACCUCACGCGAGGAGACGACUUCCCAGAAAAGUGUACUAUAAAAUGCAGUCUUGCGGUACUAGAUGACAGCGAAAAGUUAAUUUGUAAAUUUAGCAAUAUAACUAAGGUUUUCACAAAUAAAAAUGGUCGUGGAUAUUUUAGAUGUUUUGCAAAGCAUUCUUUUUUCCAGUCGCUAAAAAACGAUGUUCUGAUCAUGGAAUACACUUUGAAGCCUAUUUCUGAGUCAAGCCAACAAGAGAUACUGCCUCCAUUUCCUUACAAAAGUGGGCUCUUCACGGACACAGUCCUGCGUACCAGCAACGAGUCAUUCAAUGUGCAUAAAGCUAUUUUAUGGGCGAGGUGUCCCAAGCUGGCAGAAAGCCUCGAUGGAGAUGAACCUUGUGAGCAGGCUUUGGAUGUCAGAUCGGAUGUGUUGGAGACUAUCAUCAAAUAUGUUUACACCGGCGAAAUAGAUUUUAAGGGAUCUGAGCUGUUGCCAAAAGUGUACGCUGCUGCUGUAAAAUACGAGCUUCUCAGUCUGAGUUCUCUGCCAGUUAUGACGAAGAAGGCCCGAACUCGCAUUAAUACAGAGAAAAUAUCCUUUGACUGGCCGAUAGAAAAUGUUCACAGCUUGCCCGUUAAUUCCGUGUUACACAGUCACGUUUUCACGGUCCACGUUUUGCCAUCUUGCGGAUGGAAUUUAAUCUUUCAAAUGCGCGAAGUAUCUGAUCUUAAUCUACUUUUCACUGUGUCCAUUUACAAAGUAUACGGCAAUAAACCGAAGACGGCUUUCGUGCGAAGCAAAAUAUCCUUCGUCGAGAAUGGUGAAAAUUAUUCCUCCUUUGAAAUAAAUGAACACUUAUUUGAAAGAGAUGAAAAGUGGCAAUGUGUAGAGCUUUCACUAAGUCGUAUCUCACAUCGCGAAGAUGUACUACUACUCAAGUGUGAAUUUAAAUUUUCUAUUCGUCAUUACUCUUCUGAGAUUCUGGAAUCUUCGUGUGGUUUCCCCUCUUCUAUAAAAUGCCAUUAUUUCAAGGAUGACCUAAGAAAUCUUUUUAAGAGUGGAAAGAAAGCGGAUUUAAAUAUAAUAGUCGGUUCGAAAACCUUCUUAGCUCAUAAAUUUAUUCUCUGCGCUCGAUCUUCAGUAUUUUCUAGAAUGUUCGAAACAGAAAUGAUUGAAUCGAAAAACGGCACCCUUACGAUUUCUGAUGCGGAUCCCGAUAUAAUUGCUGAAAUGUUACUGUUUAUGUAUUGCGGUUGCUUGGAAAAACCUUUGGAGGAAACUGCUAUGCGUCUGUACACAGCGGCUGAUAAAUACGAUGUUUCGUAUCUCAAGAAGAAGUGCUCUUCUUUUCUGAAGGAAAAUCUUUCCCGUGAAAAUGUGUGUAAAGUACUCCGGUUAGCCGAUUUGCAUUCAGAUGAGGACUUGCACGAAAGUGCAUUAGCUUAUUUUGUUGACAAUGCCACGAACGUUUUCUCAACUAGUGAAUGGCAAGAAGUCGCAAAAGAUAGUUUCUGGGUUAAACUUUUGGAAAAUGUGAUUGCUCAUAAAAUCUCUGCAAAAUAAUUCGUUUAAAAUGUGAUUAAAGAUCAUAGUUUUGAAGACACUUUUAAGAAAUUGU